AUGAAGCUUUCAGCCACAAACAUCACUCACGCGGCUUGCAUUUCCCGAUCUUUUCUGUAUCCGGAUCUGUUUGGAUCUAAGACACUUUCUUUGACUGCUGAGGCUGUCACAAACUACUCCCUGUCCAUUGAGCAGGGAGGGUACCCCAGCCACGAUGCACGUAAUGUGACGAAUCUCAGCUUUUGCAACGUCAGCCUCAUAUAUACGCACCCAGGCCAGCAUGAUUCCAUCAAUGUACAAGUGUGGUUGCCCUUGAACGGCUGGAACCAGCGGCUUCAAGGAGCAGGAGGUGGCGGUUUUCUCGCAGGAUUGAAUGUCCCUUCUAUGGCAGGUGCGCUGAGUGAUGGUUUUGCGGUGGUUUCGACCGAUGCGGGCCAUAAGAUCGAGGAUGCAAGCACAUGGGCUCUCCUGAGCCCUGGUAAUGUCGACCUUUAUGCGUUGCAAAACUACGCAUCGGUGUCUCUGAAUGACGCCGCAGUCAUUGGCAAGUCAAUCAUCCAGAACUUUUACGGCCAAGGGCCGAUUCGCUCUUACUGGAACGGUUGCUCAAACGGUGGCAGGCAGGGUCUGGUCAUUGCGCAGCGAUAUCCCGAUGCAUACGAUGGGAUCUUGGCUGCAGCACCGGGUAUCGACUGGAACACGGCACUGCUUGGAGGAAUGUAUUUUCCUCUACAGGUCCUGAAAGGAGGACACGUUCCUGCACCGUGUGAGAUCUACGCAUUAUCACUAGCGGCGGUUGCUGCGUGUGAUGCGGAUGAUGGUGUCGUCGACGACAUUAUUUCAAACCCGGAACAGUGCAGAUUCGAUCCCUUCGCAUUGGUCGGCCAGAAUGUGACAUGUCCUGGGAUGACUGCCACGAUUUCCCAUGCUGCCGCACAGGGAGCGGCCAUGGCUUGGGAUGCUGUACGCACUGCGAAUGGAUCAUUGCUCAUGCCAGGCUUGAAUUAUGGAGCCUUGUUGAAUGUUGCACUGAACAGUACUUGCGACAAUCAGGGCGGGAAGUGCAAGAUGGUACCGUUUCCCUACUCCGAGGAGUUUAUCAGGUAUUGGAUGUUCAAAAGGCCGGAUUUCGACUGGACGACUCUGACAUUGACUGACUUUUAUCGUCUCUGGAACAUUUCUGCGAACACCUAUUCAGAUAUGAUUGCAAGCAAUAACCCUGACCUCAGUGGCUUUCGGGCAGCUGGUGGCAAGAUGAUAACGUGGCAUGGCCUCGCCGACCCUGCUGUCCCAACAAACAUUUCGAGUAUUUAUUACAACAAUGUGGCGCAGCUGGAUCCUGGUAUCAAUGAAUAUUACCGAUUGUUCCAGGCACCAGGUAUUUCUCACUGUGGAGGUGGCAAUGGGUUGUACCCAGGACAUGUGUUCGAAACUCUUAUUGCCUGGGUAGAGGAAGGGAAAGCGCCGGAGAUCCUGCAAGGAGCCAGUCUGCCGACAGAGAAUGGGACCAUCUAUCACAGGCCAAUCUGUGCUUAUCCCCUCAUGGCAAAGUACAAAGGCAAGGGAGAUGUUACUUUGGCUGAUAAUUGGAAAUGUGCCUAG
Messenger RNA from Exophiala oligosperma, 1542 nucleotides. RefSeq lists its product as uncharacterized. Bases 1 to 1542 code for a protein of 513 amino acids. The record is from RefSeq and is a predicted model, not a curated record. Lineage: Eukaryota; Fungi; Ascomycota; Eurotiomycetes; Chaetothyriales; Herpotrichiellaceae. The transcript has a single exon.